Molecule: messenger RNA, 6090 nt
Organism: Platichthys flesus (European flounder)
Lineage: Eukaryota; Metazoa; Chordata; Actinopteri; Pleuronectiformes; Pleuronectidae
Gene: vav2
Product: vav 2 guanine nucleotide exchange factor
Exons: 29
Coding region: 1525-4155 (876 amino acids)
Biological process (GO): regulation of GTPase activity; cell migration; intracellular signal transduction
Cellular component (GO): cytoplasm
Molecular function (GO): guanyl-nucleotide exchange factor activity; protein binding
Source: RefSeq, a predicted model, not a curated record
UCAGUGUUUGACUCUGGUGGGAUUGUUGCUGUUUGCCAGACUGGUUUGUGCACCUGCUGGGACAGAUUGGGGAGAAUUGGUCAGGUGAACACAGGAGACUGGGCAGACUGGUUGGAGCUGCCAUUUCUAAUGAAAAAAGAACAUUGAAGAAGUAAAAUAAAGAGUUCAGCCUCCUACCCCCAUCAACCAAGUCAUUUUCCUAUGGUUUUCAUUCCACUAUUCAAUGUGCAGCACCUUGCAGCUGUGUUCUGAAAGAUGCCAGUCCAUAUAAAUAAAGUGUAUUAUUAUUAAUAUUAGUGUUAUUAGUUGGAACUGGCCCUUUAAUGCCCCUGUAGCCUGUGCAGUAUGCGUUUAGUCCAUCAGAGGGCGCAUCCUCUCCUCCUGGUCAAACAAACUACUCCCUGGAACCGCGGAGCCACUUCAACAAAGUGCCGGAGACUCGAGACCCAAGUUUCCACCUUUACGCGCGACAAACCUGCACGUGCGAGCGCGUGUUCGAGCUUCGGGAGCCGCACCGAACACCGACGAACGGACUGGGGUCCCCCCUACACCCCCCCAACAAGGUUUUGUUGUUGUUGUUUACGCACGGGGCUCCGGAGCUGGAGCUGGAACACCGGGGGAACCCGCUGAACAUCUCCGACCGAAACGGGAAACGAGGAGAGGAGGACGAGAAAUCACAGGGAAGCAGAACCGUGUGUGCGCGUAACGCUGUUCGUGGGGCGUGCGUAAAAGGCGCGAAGCAACGGGAACAUCCAUCGGAGAAUAACCAACGUUAUAACCGCUGCCUCUCCCCCCCACACUCCCUCCCUCCCUCCCUCCACCCCCGUGUUUCCUCCGGGCAUGUUUCCGCGACACGCUGGGCGAUGUGGAGCCGCUGCUGCGGGGAGCGGGUGAUUCUCCAGCCGCCGCGGACUCACGGUUCCUGCGUUUAAUCUGGAAAUUACCGCAACUUCUUGUUUUUUGGACGCGAGGGAACCGCACGCUGCCGUCGGGGAGCGUGGACUUGUACAAUUGAACCGGACUUGAGAGGCUGUUUUGUGUGUUUGUGUCUCCCUCACAUCGUGUUUGUGUCGGUUCACUGAAAUGUGAGACACCGGGGAAGUCGGUUCAUGACAACCCGCUGCGUCCAGCUGUUCAACCCGCCGCCGCCGCCACCCUUCGCCUUUUUUGUGGAUAUGCUGGGGAAACUUUUUGAGGAUGAAGAAGGUCCCCGGAGCUCGUCUCCGUGUUCCGGUCACGCUCCCGACUGCUGAACCGUGUUUCCACCCGAGUCACGCCGAGGGGACGGGAGAGCUGAGGACAUGCGUGUGGAGCGGGGACACGUCUCACCGUCCUGCUGCCAUUAGUCCCGAGUUGUGAACCCGCCUGGUUAUACCGAGCUGAUUGUGAAUGAUUGAGGACACCCGGAGCUGAGAGGGAAUCGACCCCACAGCCUGCUCUGACGCCGCGAACCGCCGCCCUCAGCCCCGCUGCGAACCAGCUCCUGGACCCGGUUACUGUGCGAGGAGCCCCCCCGGAGCAGCCAUGGAGGAGUGGAGACAAUGCGGCCGCUGGCUGAUAGACUGCAAGGUCCUGCCCCCGAACCACCGGGUCGUGUGGCCCUCGGCGGCCGUCUUCGACCUGGCACAGGCCCUGCGAGACGGGGUGCUCCUGUGCCAGAUGUUGCACAACCUCUCGCCGGGGUCAGUGGACCUGAAGGAGAUCAACUUCAGACCCCAGAUGUCCCAGUUCCUGUGCUUGAAGAACAUCCGGACGUUCCUCAAGGUUUGCCACGACAAGUUCGGCCUGCGCAACAGUGAGCUGUUCGACCCCUUCGACCUCUUCGACGUCAGAGACUUCGGCAAAGUGAUCUCUGCUCUGUCGAGGAUCUCCCAACACAGCAUCGCACAAAUUAAAGGCAUCAGGCCCUUUCCGUCGGAGGACACCGCUCUGAAUGAGGACGAUGUGUACCGGAGCCUUGAGGAGCUGGCAGAUGAACAUGAUUUGGGCGAGGACGACAUCUACGACUGUGUCCCCUGCGACGACGAUGGGGACGACAUCUAUGAGGACAUUAUUAAGGUGGAAGUACGACAACCCAUGAAAAUGGGUAUGACGGAAGAUGACAAGAGGAACUGCUGCUUGGUGGAGAUCCAGGAGACGGAGGCAAAGUACUACAAGACUCUGGAGGACAUAGAGAAGAACUACAUGAUCCCUCUGAAGCAAGUGUUGAGUCCACAGGACAUGGAGGCGAUCUUUGUCAACCUCGAGGAAGUGAUCAGAGUCCACUUUGCUCUUCUGCGAGGCAUCGACCUGAACAUGGUCACCGGAGGAAGUGGCCUCGGGAAGAUCUUCCUGGACUUCAAAGAAAGGUUGUUGAUCUAUGGUAAGUACUGCAGUCACAUGGAAAACGCCCAGAAGACACUGGAUGAGCUAAUAGCGACGCGGGAGGACGUCAAGAUUAAAGUGGAGGAAUGUACCCUGAAGGUGCAGGAGGGGAAGUUCAAGCUGCAGGAUCUCCUGGUGGUUCCCAUGCAGAGGGUCCUCAAGUAUCACCUACUACUGAAGGAACUUUUAAGUCACUCAGCUGACCGUCCAGAGAGGCAGCAGCUCAAAGAGGCACUGGAAGCGAUGCAGGACUUGGCCAUGUACAUUAACGAAGUGAAGCGGGACAACGAGACGCUGAAGAAAAUCGGCGAAUUCCAAAACUCCAUCGAGAAUCUUCAGCAGGUGAAGCUGGAGGAGUACGGGAGGCCGAAGAUCGACGGGGAGCUGAAGGUUUGCUCCAUCGUCAACCGGACCAAACAGGACCGGUACAUCUUCCUGUUUGAUAAAGUGGUCAUCGUCUGCAAGAGGAAAGGUUACAGCUACGAGCUGAAGGAGAUCAUCGAGCUGCAGUCGUAUAAAAUGUCCGACGACCCCUUGAACAACCGAGACGUGAAGAAGUCAAGUGGAAAAAUGUGGUCGUACGGCUUCUACCUGAUCCACCUGCAGGGCAAGCAGGGCUUCCAGUUCUUCUGCAAGACCGAGGACACAAAGAGGAAGUGGAUGGAGCAGUUUGAAAUGGCCAUGUCCAACAUCAAGCCGGAGAGAGCCACGGCCAAUCAGCACAACUUCCAGAUGCACACGUUCGACAAGAACACCAACUGUCGAGCCUGCAAGAUGCUGCUGAGGGGCAUCUUCUAUCAGGGCUACUACUGCUCUCACUGUGGAACAGGGGCACAUAAAGAGUGUCUGGAAGUCAUCACCAUCUGUAAAAUCAAUCCCCUCGACUUGGAACCUGGGAUGUCAUCAGGUCCCAAGAUGGUGGCAGUGAGGAACUACCACGGCACGCCGACGCCUCCGGGGAAGACGCCGCUCAGUUUCCAGACGGGGGAUUUCAUCGAGCUGCUGAAGGGAGACCCGGACUCGACGUGGUGGGAGGGGAAGCUGAUCCAAACACAGAAGAGCGGCUUCUUUCCCAGUUCGUGUGUAAAACCUUGUUUGGACCCGAAGCCCUUCCAGGCGCUAUCGAGCCGGCAGACCUCCAGGGAAUCAGACUACUACGGUUAUCCUUGGUUCGCCGGCAACAUGGAGCGCCAGCAGGCCGACAACCUCCUGAAGUCCCACUGCAGCGGGACCUACCUCAUCCGGGAGAGGACCGCCGAGGCCGAGAGGUUCGCCAUCAGCAUCAAAUUCAAUGAUGAAGUGAAGCACAUUAAAGUCGUUGAGAAAGACAACUGGAUUCACAUCACCGAGGCCAAGAAGUUUGAGAGUCUCCUGGAGCUGGUGGAGUACUAUCAGGCCCAUUCGCUAAAAGAAAGCUUCAAGCUGUUAGACACCACGUUGCGAUACCCGUACAAGUCGAGAGAACGCUCGCUCACACGGGCCAGCACGCGCUCUCCAGCAGCCUCCUGCGCCUCCUACAACUUCUCCUUCCUCAGUCCACAAGGCCUCAACUUCUCCUCAACUCAGACCUCAGCUCCCUUUUGGUCAGUGUUCACUCCGCGGGUGGUCAGCUCGGCCGUGGCCCGGUACAACUUCGCGGCGCGGGACAUGAGGGAGCUAUCGCUUCGGGAAGGAGACGUGGUGAAGAUCUACAGCAAGAUCGGAGGAGACCAGGGCUGGUGGAAGGGAGAGGCCAACGGACGAAUCGGAUGGUUUCCUUCGACCUACGUGGACGAGGAGGGGGGGCAGUAGAGCUGGGAUGUUCGCCGGGCCCGGCUCCUUCUCUUUAAAAAUCAGGAACCAUCUUCUACCUGCUGUUCUCAGAGGAAGUGACUCUCCCCCAGGAAAAAGGACACGAGGGACAAAGAGAACUUCUUCUUUGUUUUUAACUGUUUGUCUUUUUCCCCGAUGGAUCCUCGUGUCCCAGCGAGCCUCUCUGUCCCGCUUGUCUUUCUUCGAUCACGCAUCAGCUUUGCUUUUUUCGGUUUUGUCCUUCUUUUCGCGGGACGUCCUGUUCAACUCGUGUACAGGAAGGAAGAGAGAAAGUGUUUGUCUCAACUGCACAGAUGGACGAUUGGAAAAGCUUUACUAUGAAAAGGACGCCCCCCCCCUUUUGUUGCAGGUCUAUUGUGAGGUGAAAUAAUUGUACAGUAUAGAUAAUUUAUUGAAUAGAGAUUAUUAUCAUUACGGAUGAUUAUUGUGGGGACGUUGAUUUUAGCAGCAGCAAAAGAAUCAGAUGAGAAAAACUAAAAAAAUGAGAAAAGACAAAAAAGACAAAGACGGACAAAGAGACGUUUUCAUGUGGAGAGACUUUUUGCCUUAGUUGUCAUGGUGAUGCCUUGUGGGCUGACACCAGUGGAGGGAAUCAACUUUGUUUUUACUUCUCCAUGUGUGCAUGUGCCCACACACACACACACAGACACACACACACACACACAGAGCCGACCAAUGUACAGUACGGUGCCUUUUGAAGAAUGGUCGUUGCAUAUUGAGCCUCAACAUCUGCCAGUAAAGAACUUUCCCUCCCCCCCCCGCCCCGCCCCGCCGCCCCUGGAACACACAGUCGGUCCGAAAAAAAAAAAAAAAGGAGGGCGGAGGCACUUACACAGCAAAGCGAAGGGGGGGCGGGGUGGGCGGGGGGGGCAGUUGAUCGCCUCCUGAGCCCUGAAAGAACAAGAUGGUGAAGCAUUUAACGCGUCCGAACCGGAGGCUGGACGGACUCUCAGAGACUUGAGGAGAGUUUUUAUAACCGACAACAAUCACACACACACACACACACACACACACACACAGACAGACACACACACACACUGUUCACACCAGUCUCAGCUGUCCCAAGGGUGCAAUCAGCCGGAAUGCGCAAAAAAGGGAAUCAUCAAGACAUUCCACUCGACAACCACUCAACACUUUAAAACAAAACUCUUCGUCGUUCUACUUUUGUUUUUUUGCACAGAAUCAAGAUGAUUAUUUUUUAGUUUUGAGAACUGGACCAUUAAGUUGUUGUUGUUGUUUGUUUUGUUUGUUUUUUUCAUUUGAAGCCAAAUUCUGCCAUGUUUUUUAAUGUGUGCAUGGAUUUCUUAAUGUGUGUUUUUUUUGUACCUUGCCUUAUUUUUACAGCUGAUCAGGUGAUGGGAUUGUUUUCUCCUCGAUUAGAGAUUCAUGGUUUUCACACGUGUUGAAUCCGCUCGGUGCUGUGCAGACUGAUGGACAUUAAACAAUGUCAGCAAGAGUUUUUAAAUCUGAAGCAAAACUGUUUGUGCUAAUAAUUCAUAUAAUAUCCACAGAAGGAGCCCUUGUGACUUUGGGAGUUUCUAGUGGGGGGAGGGGGGGCAGUGCUCAGUGUUUGCAUUUAGAGGCUUUAAUACUUUUUUUACUGAUCACAGUCUUCAGUGGGUUUACAUACAGAUUCCCUCAGAGAAACGAGUUCUAUAGAUAUUUACUGUUUAAGUCUUUCCAUUCCAAGAACAAAAUAUUGACUGACUUCUUACAUUUUAACCCUUCAAUUCCUCAAUAGUAAUUUUACUACGUUUCCCAAAAAACACAUGAAAAGGAAAAGUAGGAUUCGCUAUUUUCAUAAAAUUAAAUGUCCAAAGCAUCAAAGCUUUCAGGCUGAGAAAUAAAUAGCAAACACUGAGCUCCCCCCCCCCCCCCCGAGAAGCACAAAGUCCUGGGGGCUGGGGUGGUGUG